This is a messenger RNA of Neurospora crassa OR74A, 4173 nucleotides long. RefSeq lists its product as uncharacterized. Gene Ontology annotation, molecular function: protein binding. The record is from RefSeq and is a predicted model, not a curated record. NCBI's taxonomy places the organism in Eukaryota, Fungi, Ascomycota, Sordariomycetes, Sordariales, Sordariaceae. Bases 806 to 3847 code for a protein of 1013 amino acids. The transcript has 4 exons.
GUUUCCCAUUCCAGGGUGCAGGGCAGUGUCAACAUGGAAGCCAUCCCCUGCCACAGGCCUGCCUCUUCUGGCAGCCCAUCGGGAUGAUCCACGACAGCGACCCUUGAGGUUAGAAUCGGCAACCAAAGAGACAGACAGGCAAGAGCCAGGAAGAGGGAGACUGCCCGCUUUCGACUCCCACCUAGGUAUCUCGAACUCGACACCUCUACUGUAGCCCAGGGCCGUCGCGUCUUGACGGAAUGAACCCACUCCUUCAGUCAUCUUCAGUCUUUCCUCCCAACGGGCGAAUGGGCUUUCUUUCAUGGCUCGGUACUCCCCAAGAGACUGCAACAACCAUCAGAUGACAAGCUGAAGUGGCGGCGGUGUGGUACACAUUGAUCGAUAUUUCUUCCACCUCGCCAGCUCGCUGUCGCUUUAUCCACGGAACGACUCAUCAAUCACAUAUUCUAGGCCUCAUUAGGACAUUGCUCUUACGGUAGAUAUUCCAGCCCGAACAAACAGACGGCUCCAGGACGACCGCUACAGGACGCGGUACCCGACAGCUGUGUAUCCGAGUUGCUGUUGGUGCCCAGCCGCAGCGCCCAUCAAGUCCCGACCCGUCCCGUCUGCACAGCUACGAGAAGCAGAGGCAUAUAUAUUCACACGUUUAUCCAUCAUCGCAUAGAAAAGCAGAGAUAGCCGCUCGGCUGCUCGGUUGCCCUGACAGAAAGACUAUUGCUUCCACCACCUGUACCUGCGGCAUCGGCAUUCUGACUUUCUCCCCGCACUUCAAGUUCUCCAAGAAAAUAAAAAGGCAUCGAUCUAGAUGUCUUUUUCUUACCUGUCAGCCGAUUCAGCAGCAGCCAUGGCCUCGCACGAGAACAGUCACGCGUCGCCCGCCGUGAACCCUCACAGUUUCUUGGGCAUGCCGUCAGAGAUUCAAAAGGACAUCGUCAAGCACUGUUGCCAGCCAGACCUCAUCUGUCUCGCCCUUGUCUCCAAACACUGCCGAGAACUUGCCGCUUCCCAGCUGUAUCGCCAGUUCCACAUCGUUUUUCCGGAUGAGGAUGACCCGUCAUUCGACUCCCCCAUUGAUGGUCUGGCCGGCGGGCUGGAUACCUUCGUGACCAGCAACUACGACUAUGCGCAACAUCUCAGAGAUCUUUCACUCGACACCCUUAGCGCCGGUAGCAAGGGGGAAGCCGCUUAUAAGCCCUACCUGUUGCAGAAUAGCUGCGGGAAGUUUAUGAACACUCUUCUGGUCCUCGCUCUGCGCAAAGCAAAUAAGCUCGAGACUUUCAAGUGGAAUAUCCGCGUCGAGCUGAGCCGUCCUGUAUACGCCGUGCUACAUGACAUCCGAACCAUCGCCCACGUACACAUACGCAUGCAGGCAGGCCCGUCUUUGUAUGAAAAGCCGCCUCCGCUCCCUCAUGCUAAUCACCCACCGCCGCCCAUUGCUUCCGGCCUGCCGCCGGUACACUGGAUGCCUCAAGGCACUCAUCCGCCCCCGGUUCCUCCGCAGCAGGGUAUGGACUGGGACUUACAGUUAGCGAACCUUGCGAACCUUAAUUCGAACUUUGGAAAUGCGCAUCCUGUCCAUCCUGUUCAUAACUCACAGCCCCCUCAUCCACAUGCUUUCGCUCAACAACAUCCUCAUCUACAGGCUUUCCCUCAGCAGCCUCCCCAUCAUCAUCAGCCUCCCGCUCCCAAGCCCCCCUCCAAACCAAAAGCGCAAAAGCGACCUCAGGUCCUCAUAGAACCUCCAACCUUAUCAGGAUUCAGAAACCUCAAGAGCCUCGCCGUCCUCGAUAUCGACAAUCUAGAUAUUGUGACAGAAAUCAAGACCUGUGUUAGGAACUCGGCCGGGACCUUGACCAAGUUGAAACUGUCUUUUUCGCAUUUCCUCGCAUCACAGGCCCGGAAGCCAACGGCUCCCGAAGUCGUUACGGACGAUAGCGAUGAGGAGGAAUCCGUCUGGUCCACUCCUGGCUCGAGCCCGAGUCCGAGUCCGCAAUCGAGUAAUGCGGUCGAAAGCACUGGAGCGAAGGCACAGCGGGCGCAGGAGGAGAAAAAGACACAGGAGUCCGUUUUGGGACGCAUCUUCGAUGUUGAACACUUUGUUGUUAAGAAACCACAGAAGGACGUCAAGGCAAAAGAAAAGACAUCAGCGGAGGCAGUGAACGCGGACCCUGGCCAAAGAUUCAUCCAAAACGUGAUGAAAGCGGCAGAGCUUCUGAUUAUGGAGAAGGAUGACUUACGACGCGACGCUCUUGAUAUCAUCCAAACUGCCGCCAGUGCUUAUGUAGCUUCGCUAAAGACAAAGCAGACUAGUACUACGUCUGCGAGUUCCGAAUCUCAGUCUGCUCAGACCAAGGUCGAGGCAAAAGGCGGAUCAAAUACAGGGGAACUGGGAACUGGAUCUAUGAAUUCUUCAGUCCCUGCCAGACACAAGAAAAAAGAUGACGAAUUCACCCCGGAAGACAUCAACAUUGAAGAGCCUGAGGGAGAACUCCAACUCGAUCCGGGAUCCCCAGGCCCCAAAAUUGAGGACACAGAGACUGUACUAGAGUUAUCACCUUCGCAAACUCUGUCGUCGUUGGUAGCAGGCGGCCUUGACGCCGCUUCUGUCAAGAAGGCCGUGGCCAACUUGGUAGCACAAAAGGAAACCGAAGAACUGCGCGAGCAAGAUGGGCCUGUCGAUUGCAAACGCAUCGCUAGAACCGAGAAAGAGAUUACAAGGCUAAGCAACGGAAUCGAACUAGUUAGGAGCGAACUCAACCUGGUCGAGGCUGAGGUAGCCGAUUCGCAAAAGGAAAUCUAUGGUCUUCGCAACUCGGAUACAGCUGAGUCCCAGCGUCAGCAGCGGAGUGAAUAUGCGAGAGCUACUCGUGGAUUGCCUCUUGAGUCACUCAGCAUCUAUCUGAUUCCGGCAAAGGCAUCCUUCUUCUCCAAGGCCCUUGAUAUUCGGAUGCUCACUCGCAUCACUCUCCUUAACGUCGGGCCGCAAGCACCGAUUUGGGCUUACUUCAAGAGCCAGAAUGAGGAAAACCCCCUCCCGCUUUGCGAAAUCUUCACCGACAACGUCACGACAACUUUCUUGCAAUUUGUUUCCCAACUGAACCAGGUAACCGAGCUGUUCUUGCUCGAGAGAGAAGCCAAAUACAAGCCCGAGAGCUUCGCUUCCAAGACCCAAACCACCAUUGACGAUAUUCGGCGACUGGCCCUCACAAAGCACAUGGCUAGUCUGCGGAGGCUCAUGAUCAAGAACUUGGCCAGUGCGGCGUGGGAUGUGAAUACCAAAACCAUCAUGCUAUUGUGCAAGCGUGGCAAGAAUGUCGAGGAGCUUGCCUGCAACAUGAGUAUGCGGUGUUUGCAUGUCUUCAACCAGAACGCGCGCUUGCUCGGGAACCUUCGCGCUCUUCACAUACCUAUCCUCCGUUGCGAUGACCCGUGUCCCUCUUUACCGAUGGAGGGCAAGAAAUUUUUGGUCGAUAACCUCUCGCAGUUUCCCUUGACGAAGCUAGAAUGGAUUUCCAUUCAUGAUGGCGACUGCGUGGACCAUGUCAAGUUCAACAAGCCGCAAUCGGUGGAAGAGAGGAAGAGAAGAAUGGCGGCCAAAGAGGCCAAGGGCAAGUCAAAGGCCACGGUGGUCACCGCCAGUAAUGGAACAUCAAGCAAUACAACCCAAUACCCGAACUUUCCUCCCCCGGAAGCCUGGGAUGAUGAGAGUAGUACCGACGAGUGGCAUGGAGAUGACGAGUGGACACCUUCGUCAAGCAACUUUUUGGUGCAGUUGGGGACUAUGCGCUUCUACGAUGUGUGGGGGGUAAGAAUCUUCAAGAAGGAGGUUUUCAGUGGCCGUCUUUGAGCCCCAAUCAUGACGCGCAAAUAUUUUACUUGACGCCAGCGGAAUCGGGGAACAUGAUAACGAGAGAAAUGAAGGAAUGGUGAAUAGCGUUUUUUUCCACUUUCUGAUUUCGUCCAAUGAACGUGGCCGACAGGACCUCUGGAACCAGCCGGAGCUUGGGUGUCGAAGCGGUGGUUGGAUCGUGAUGGUUGCUUUUUAGACAUCUGAAGAGGGCCUUUCGGCGUUCGUGUCGGGGAGAAGAGGAAGAACAAUAGAGGAGAUGAAGUGUAAUAUACCCAGUAGUUUUUUUCUGCUUGCAUACACAAGGCACAAUCAGCAUUCCACAG